CAUUUCACAAUUGUGUGACCUAUUCCUGAUUCGGCUAGUGUUCUGCAUACACUCUCACAAAGAAACUUUCACUAUAUUACAUCACUCAUUCACUAACUUUUCUCAUUCUUCAAUCAUCUUCUUCAUUUCAUUAUCAUUGAAUGUCACUAUCUUAUUCAAGAUUCCUAUCUCUUCUUCUAUUCAACUCCUUUCAUCUGUCUCUCUAUCACAUUGUAUGUGUUUCUGGCAAUGGCUCCCUGUUCUCAUAACAAGUAUUAUCAUAGUGCUCAUACCAGGCAGUUCAUUAGCA
This is a messenger RNA of Blastomyces dermatitidis ER-3, 289 nucleotides long. RefSeq lists its product as uncharacterized. The annotation marks the transcript as partial. The record is from RefSeq and is a predicted model, not a curated record. The transcript has a single exon. Lineage: Eukaryota; Fungi; Ascomycota; Eurotiomycetes; Onygenales; Ajellomycetaceae.